Eurypyga helias (sunbittern) is the source of this 875-nucleotide messenger RNA. It is a transcript of the gene KLHL12, whose product is annotated as kelch-like family member 12. The annotation marks the transcript as partial. Gene Ontology annotation, molecular function: protein binding. The record is from RefSeq and is a predicted model, not a curated record. The transcript is spliced from 6 exons. NCBI's taxonomy places the organism in Eukaryota, Metazoa, Chordata, Aves, Eurypygiformes, Eurypygidae.
GAGCUAAUGAAGUCCUGCUUGUCAUCGGCGGCUUUGGCAGCCAGCAGUCACCUAUAGAUGUUGUGGAAAAAUACGACCCGAAGACUCAGGAGUGGAGUUUCUUGCCGAGCAUCACCCGUAAGAGGCGCUAUGUUGCUACAGUGUCCCUGCAUGAUAGGAUCUAUGUGAUUGGGGGGUAUGACGGUCGCUCUCGUCUCAGCUCAGUGGAGUGCUUGGAUUAUACGUCAGAUGAGGAUGGUAUCUGGUACUCUGUGGCUCCGAUGAAUGUACGGCGAGGCUUGGCAGGAGCCACAACCCUUGGAGACAUGAUCUAUGUUUCCGGUGGGUUUGAUGGAAGCCGACGUCACACCAGUAUGGAACGAUAUGACCCGAACAUUGAUCAGUGGAGUAUGCUGGGAGACAUGCAGACAGCACGGGAAGGAGCGGGCCUUGUUGUAGCUAAUGGAGUUAUCUACUGCCUGGGUGGCUAUGAUGGGCUGAACAUACUGAAUUCUGUAGAGAGAUAUGAUCCCCACACUGGACACUGGACAAAUGUCACCCCAAUGGCCACUAAGCGCUCAGGGGCUGGAGUGGCUCUGCUGAAUGACCACAUUUACGUGGUUGGUGGAUUUGAUGGGACGGCACAUCUCUCCUCUGUGGAAGCCUAUAAUAUUCGCACUGAUUCCUGGACAACUGUAACAAGCAUGACAACCCCCCGCUGCUACGUCGGGGCUACUGUGCUGCGGGGCAGGCUGUAUGCAAUCGCUGGAUACGAUGGCAACUCACUUCUGAGCAGCAUUGAGUGCUACGAUCCCAUCAUUGACAACUGGGAAGUGGUAACCUCCCUGGGGAUGCAGCGCUGUGAUGCUGGAGUCUGCGUCCUUCGGGAGAAAUGA